CUCUACGACCGCCAGUUAUACAGGGGUCUGGGAGGAGAGCUCAUGAGACAAGCAGUGUGCGUUUUAAUAGAAAACUUGUCCCUUUCCAAAAUGCCUUUUAGAGGUGACGUCGUCAUUGAUGGCUGGCAGUGGCUGAUAGAUGACACGUUGAGGAAUCUCCAUCUUAUUUCAAGUCACUCUCGACAACAGGUCAAGGAGGCGGCGGUCUCGGCCCUGGCUGCGCUCUGCCGCGAGUACUACGUCCUGGACGGCGGCCAGGCCGAUCCUGCCAGGCAGGAGGAGCUGCUGCGGCAGUACCUGGCCGACCUGCAGAGCCCCGAGGAGAUGGCUCGCUGCGGCUUCUCGCUGGCCCUGGGCGCCCUGCCUCGCGUCCUCCUCCAGGGCAGGCUGCAGCAGGUGCUGGCCGGCCUGGGAGCCGUGACCACCAUCUGUCCCAAGGACGUGAGCUUUGCCGAGUCCAGGCGGGAUGCCUUGAAGGCGAUCUCGAGGGUUUGCCAGACGGUCGGCGUGAGAGCAGGAGGGGCCCCCGACGAGGUUGUGUGUGAAGAGAACGUCUCCCAGAUUUACCGCACGCUGCUGGGCUGUCUGCGCGACUACACCACCGACAGCCGAGGGGACGUGGGUGCCUGGGUCCGCGAGGCCGCCAUGACCAGCCUGAGGGACCUGACGCUCCUGCUGGGGAGGGAGCAGCCUGAGCUGCUGGAGGCCAGCAUCUGUCAGCAGGUCAUGUGUUGUGUGGCCCAGCAGGCGAGUGAGAAGAUCGACCGGGUCCGUGCCCACGCUGCGCGGGUGUUCAUGACGCUGCUGCACUGCGACGGCGCCCCCCUCCCUCACGUGCCCCACCGAGGAGAGCUGGAGGAGCUCUUCCCCAGGUCUGACGUGGCCUCUGUGAACUGGAAUGCGCCGUCCCAGGCCUUCCCUCGCAUCACCCGGCUUCUGGGGCUGCCCGCCUACCGCUACCACGUCCUGCUGGGCCUGGCUGUGUCCGUGGGUGGCUUGACGGAGUCCACGGUCAGGUACUCGACGCAGAGCCUCUUCGAGUACAUGAAGGGGAUUCAGAACGACCCGCAGGCCCUAGAGGGCUUUGGGGGGACCCUUCUGCAGCUCUUUGAGGACAACCUUCUGAACGACAGGGUGUCUGUGCCGCUGCUGAAGAUGCUGGACCAGAUGCUGGCCAACGGGUGCUUCGACCUCUUCACCGCGGAGCAGGACCACCCCUUCGGCGUGAAGCUGCUGGCGCUCUGUAAGGAGGAGACCAGGAAGUCCAAGGAUGUGCAGAAGCUGCGGUCGGGCGUCGCCGUGUUCUGUGGGAUGGUGCAGUUCCCGGGGGACGUGAGGAGGAAGGUCCUCCUGCAGUUGUGCCUCCUGCUGUGCCACCCGUUCCCCGUGAUCCGGAAGAGCACGGCGAGCCAGGUGUACGAGAUGCUGCUCACCUACGGGGACGUCCUGGCUGACGGCGUCCUGGAGGAGGUCAUGGCUGUGCUGGGCGCCACGGCCUGGGACGCGGAGCUCCCAGUCGUGAGAGCCCAGCGGAACCGCCUGUGUGACCUCCUCGGCGUGCCCCGACCGCAGCUGGUCCCUAAGCCUGGCACCGGCUGAGCACCUGCUGCCCAGGGGGCGGAGGAGACCGACGCCGGUCAGCACACCUGGAGGCGGCCCCGGGCCCGGAGGUGGCCCCACCUGAGCAGCAGCUCUUCCUCACGUGUCUGGGGUGUUGGUGCUUUGUCUUCACGUCCGUGGGAACCCCGUCCAUAAAACCACGUCCCCAGCA
Molecule: messenger RNA, 1771 nt
Organism: Nyctereutes procyonoides (raccoon dog)
Lineage: Eukaryota; Metazoa; Chordata; Mammalia; Carnivora; Canidae
Product: tubulin-specific chaperone D-like
Biological process (GO): tubulin complex assembly; microtubule cytoskeleton organization; adherens junction assembly
Cellular component (GO): lateral plasma membrane
Molecular function (GO): beta-tubulin binding; GTPase activator activity
Source: RefSeq, a predicted model, not a curated record